AUGUCUGGCUCGAGGACUAGAACUGGCUGCUGGACGUGCCGUUUGCGACGCAAGAAAUGCGACGAAAACACACCGACAUGUUCAAACUGUGUGUCACGGGGCCUGCAUUGCUACGGCUAUGGCGAUAAGCCUGCCUGGAUGCUCGACAAGCAGAAUUGGCAGCAGGUUCUGGACUCAGACGAAGCAAAGUCUAUUCGGAACGCCGCCGAAGGAGCCUAUCGUCGACGCAGGCAGAAGAACGUGGGCACAAUCCCUGGAGUGCUUGUCCAGCACCUGAAUGAACCCUCCUCGGCCUUGCUCGAUCUUGACCGUACGUGGUCGAACUGUACACAGCCACUCCGAGACUGUGACUAUGCUCCCAACUAUCAAUAUAUCCAUACAUUUCUCGACGUUAUCUUUCCACUCCAGUGGGGGUUUUACCGCCGCCCUAGCCGCAGGUGGCUCUUUGACACCAUUGUCGCCUGCGAGCCCAUGUAUCAUGCGUCGCGUGGCCUCUGCAUCACUUUCGAAACGGGCGUUAAAGCCGGCUUUACCAACGGCCGAUGCGAAGUCACACCAGAAGUUCGGUCAUCGCGGCUGAUGGCGUUGCGAGGACUCCAACCUUGCAUUGACGAGAUGCAGCAAAACAGGCUCUGCAUAUCAUCACUCCCAAAGGCGGUCCACUCCUUUGCUACCAUUCUGCAGCUCACCAGUCUGGAGAUAUAUGGAGAAACUGAGGGUCUGUGGGAAGUUCAUAUGAACGGUGCUGGGACCAUCUUGGAUUUGAUCGAAACCCAGAUCGCCGGUGGCAUAGGGCAGCUUCUUGCCAACCCGAUCGAGACACCGGCCCUAGACUUCUUCGUCGCGACGUACGUUUGGAGUGACAUUCUUGCUGAGGCUGCACAUGGAAUCUCAUACAGCAAGCCCAGAGCCUUCAAUUAUCUGCCUCUCCUCCAAAGAGACCUCAUCGACACGCAAUGCAUUAUGGGCUGCCGCAACUCAGUCAUGGCGAUAAUCAAGGAAGUUAGCAUAUUCGCCGCUUCUUUGAGCAAUGGGCAGCAAUCAUCUCCGGACGAAAGAGUAAAAGCGCUCACCCUUCGGAUUCAAGUCUUGAUACAAGAGGAAGCUGCUGGCUUCUCACAAUCAGCUGCAGGCCCCGAGGGAGACAGCAACUGGGUAACCCUUCUUCAUGCACAUGCCGCUCUGGUCUACCUCCAAACGGUGGCCGCCCACCAAGAUCUUCCCAGGCCGCCAGAUGUGCAGCAAACCGUAAUGAGAUGCCUUGAGCUUUUGGAGGCAUUGCCAUCCCGGCUGUUCAUUCGGGUUUGCUGGCCAUUCACAGUUGCCGGAUGCACUGCAAGCGAAGGCUAUGCUCCGAGGUUUCGAGCUGUCCUUCGGCGCGUGGAGGAGGAUGGACAAGUGCUGGGGUUUACGUGGAAGGGGCUCAUUAUUAUGGAAGAGUGUUGGAGGCUACGGCGUUGUAAGCCUGGGUCGACUUGGUGCUGGCGGACGACUAUGGAACACAUGCGAUCGCGGAUAUUGCUGGUUUGA
Ilyonectria robusta is the source of this 1530-nucleotide messenger RNA. RefSeq names its product fungal-specific transcription factor domain-containing protein. The transcript has a single exon. Lineage: Eukaryota; Fungi; Ascomycota; Sordariomycetes; Hypocreales; Nectriaceae. Bases 1 to 1530 code for a protein of 509 amino acids. Gene Ontology annotation, biological process: positive regulation of transcription by RNA polymerase II. Gene Ontology annotation, molecular function: zinc ion binding; DNA-binding transcription factor activity, RNA polymerase II-specific; transcription cis-regulatory region binding. Gene Ontology annotation, cellular component: nucleus. The record is from RefSeq and is a predicted model, not a curated record.